AUGGUUCAGCACUCAGACCUGAUCGAAGAUUCUCGGGAAACAAAGCAACAUAUUUUAGAAGCGCAAUCUCAACUCAUUCUACGUCUCAAGGUUCGACUUAAAGAGAUACUGGCGCUGUUGGAAAUCAAGUCCUCUUCGAUUCCCUCGGAUUCCUCCCUGCAUGGGACCCAACGAGCGAAGCCACCCCACCCUGAGGAAAAACGCCAGUUAUUGGCUGAGGCUAAGCGCAUCCAAUCAGAGCUGCAAGCCGCUUUGUCUAAACACAAGAAACACUUGUCAUGCGCAACCUCCAUCAGGACAGAACCGUCUACUAUUGGAACCACUGCUAUAAGCGCUGUUGCACUUCAAGUUCUUCCGGAUGCUCUUGCGACUGAGCGCAGAAAGCUAAUUGCAGAGGUUCGCGCCACAUUAAAACAAGUUGAAGACGAUAUUGCUGCUCUUCUUUCGAAAGGCGAAUCUGUAGUCGAGGAAAGACGCAGGGUUCUUGAAUUAAAACGUCAGCUCGUCGAGCUGGAGACUGUUCGCCCUUCGGACCUCACUGCCUCUGCGAAUGAAACGGGUUCAGGAACCGUUGACCCCAAUGAGUUUUAUCCUUCCCGAACUCAAACGAAAUUGGACAAACGGCCACGCACACUUUUCGUUUCUGGGCUUUUAUCGGAGGACCUGGGAGAUUUCCAGAAUGCAUUAGCUCUUAACUAUCUUCACACGCAGCAAACAGUGAAACAUGUGGACGCCAUCAAUGGCCAACCCGUUUUAGAAAUUACCUUUUGCACUCGCGACUUCGCUGAAGCAACUGUGCGCCUAUUUCAUCAGUUUCAUGGUCGACCGAUUCAAGUGAGCUUCUCCGCUCCUCCACUGGCAAAACCUGGUCUUUCUCUUACAACUACUCUCUCAAACACCGUCGCCGCAGACAACUCGUUAUCGUCCCUGGUGUCCUCUACCCAAGCUGAAUUGCCCUCGGAGCUUAGCCCGUUUUCGAGCAAGCAUCACGUCUUCAGCCAUUCCACCCAUUCCAGUCCGACAUCUACGACCGUGCCCACUAGCGAUAUGUAA
Messenger RNA from Dicrocoelium dendriticum, 1053 nucleotides. The record is from the annotation of a GenBank genome assembly. Lineage: Eukaryota; Metazoa; Platyhelminthes; Trematoda; Plagiorchiida; Dicrocoeliidae.